This is a messenger RNA of Plectropomus leopardus (leopard coralgrouper), 7229 nucleotides long. NCBI's taxonomy places the organism in Eukaryota, Metazoa, Chordata, Actinopteri, Perciformes, Serranidae. The record is from RefSeq and is a predicted model, not a curated record.
AUGCAGAUCCAGUCUUCUGGUCCACAGUCCAAAGCCUCCAGCUUCAUCCUCAGUCAGAGAUGUGUGCUGGCCUCCAAAAUGGAAAUCCACCGUGAACAGAGUAUCUGCCAGGCGCGAGCCGCUGUUAUGGUGUAUGACGAUGCCAAUAAGAAGUGGGUCCCAGCCGGUGGUUCCACGGGCUUCAGCAGAGUCCACAUCUACCACCAUACGGGCAACAACGCCUUCCGUGUCGUGGGACGCAAGAUCCAAGAUCAUCAGGUGGUGAUAAACUGUGCCAUUCCUAAGGGGCUGAAGUACAACCAGGCCACGCAGACCUUCCACCAGUGGCGCGACGCCCGGCAGGUCUAUGGCCUCAACUUUGGCAGCAAGGAGGACGCCAAUGUAUUCGCCAGUGCCAUGAUGCACGCCCUGGAGGUGCUCAACUCCCAGGAUGCAGGCCCCACAUUGCCCAGACAGGGCCCCCAGGUUCAGAAUGGCCCCACACCAGAGGAGAUGGACCUGCAGAGAAGGCAGCUUCAGGAGCUGCAGAGGCAGAAGGAGAUGGAGCGGGAGAAUCAGGAGCGAGAGCGUCUGGAACGAGAGCGUUUGGAGCGAGAGCGUCAGGAGAGGGAACGUCAAGAGAAGGAGCGUCAGGAGCGGGAGCGCCUGGAGCGAGAGAUGCUGGAGCGCGAGCGUCAAGAGCGUGAGCGUCAGGAACGUGAGCGUCAGGAACGUGAGCGUCUGGAGAGGGAGGUGCAGGCGGAGAGGGAGCGCCAGGAGCAGCAGGAGCGCAGCGAGCGUGAGCUGAUGGAGAGGGAGAAGACAGAGAGGGAGCAGCAGGAGCAGUUGGACAGAGAGCAGCAGGACUGGGAGAGAGGGAGACGCAUCUCCAACGCCGCCUUCGAAAGCACUCUGUACACCCCCACGCCUCAGGAGUACAGCAGGACGUCCUCCACGCCCGUAUCUCCAUCCACGCCCACCUACCCAGCCCCUGGGACGCCCUCCGCCACUACUCCGCCAACCCCGCCUCUAAGGCACUCUGCCUCCCGAUUCGCCACUUCGCUCGGUUCUGCCUUCCACCCGGUCCUGCCUCAUUACGCAACGGUUCCCAGACGACAGCAAGCUUUCCCCCAAGCCCCACCUCCUGCUCCAGCCCCCGUGCCAACCCCGCCUCCUCCUCCAAAAUCCGUGGUGUGGUCGGCGUGCAACUUCACCCCGCUGCCGCCGUCGCCCCCUGUCAUGAUAAGCAGCCCGCCAGGAAAGGCUGCAGGUCCGCGGCCGCUCAUCCCCAUCGCAGCACCUUCCCCUCUCACCCAGAAGCCCCCUUCGCCGGCCCCCAAUGGCCCGCCCAUGUUCCCCGCACCUUCUCCCGUGACCAUCCCGCACACCCCGAUCGGCAUCGCCUGCCCCCCACCUCCCCCACCCACCCCGCCCCCUCUCCCCCCUCCCCAUAGCUCCCCUUCGUCUUCCUCCUUCGUCUCGUCUCCCCCCUCCUCAUCCCAGGCUCCUGGUGUGCCCUCUCCCUCCACAGCACCCCCUGCUGCUGCCGCCGCCGCCACCUCUGCCUCCGCUGAGCACCUCUCCCUCCCCGUGGGCCUGGGCCUGUCGGGGCCGUGGGAGCCGGACGCAGCUACAGGCCCAGAGACCCACCUGCCUCAGGGGGGCUCCUCCUGUCAGCCCCAGGACGUGGUGCAGACCCCAGGGUUGACCAUCCCCACCCCUCCCCCACCACCACCCCUGCCACCCGGCUCCACUGUGACCUCUGCGGCCGCCACCCCGGCUGCCACCCCCCCAUCCACCCCAGCCGGCCACCCUCCCCCACCCCCACCUCCUCCACUCCCUCCCACACUGACUCCAGUUGGGACACCUCCUCCUCCACCGGGUCCGCCCCCUCCUCCUGGAGCCCCACUCCCUCCCCCAGCACCCCCCCUUCCCGCUGGACUGUUCUCUCCUGCAGAGGACCGUCCCGUCUCAGGCCUGGCCGCUGCCCUCGCCGGAGCCAAGCUGCGUAAAGUGCCAAGGAGUGACGAUGCAGGGGCCGCUCUGGCAGCAGCCAUGUUGGGGGCUGGAGGGGCCGCGGGGGCCAAAUCUGAAGCCAGAGGCAACGGCCCUCUGCCCGGAGGAGGAGGCCUGAUGGAGGAGAUGAGCGCCUUGUUGGCCAGAAGGAGAAGAAUCGCAGAGAAGGGCUCGUCACCUGAACCUGACCAGAGAUCAGAGGAGGGCGAUAUCAACACAACCCCUAAAGUGUCAGCCUGUAGCACACCAGACAUGCCCAGGAAGCCAUGGGAAAGAACAAACACCAUGAACGGUAGCAAAUCUCCAGUUAUCGGAAGACCUAAAUCCACUCCUACACCUACUGCAUCCUUAAGUGCCAACGGUGUGCCAACAGAAGCUGUUGACUAUGACAGGUUGAAACAGGACAUUCUGGAUGAGAUGAGGAAGGAGCUGUCGAAGCUAAAAGAAGAGCUCAUUGAUGCAAUCAGGGAGGAGCUGGGGAAGUCCAGCACGGCGUAGAAGAUCCUCUUCACAACUUCUACAUACACGCGACCCAACAGACAACCACGGUCAAUACAAAGACAACACAACAGCGUAAAAUAAAAUCAAAUCAACAAAAAACGGUGAUGAUGACAAUAAUCAUAUUAAUACUGAGAGAGGACAUUAUUCUGGGACAGCAUCGGAAAGAACAACAAUAGGCAGGGUGGUGGUGGUGGGAGGCUUGUAACUCUGACUUACAGAAUCCAUUCGAUGAAGCCUCGUGCGUCCGCUGCCUCCACGCCCCUCCCCCCUCCUCCUCCUCCUCCCCCUCCUACUCCUCCCGCCGAGGGCAACCCGGAGGACAGUGCACGGUGUGAAAGAGAAGCAAAUGUCUUUUAUGCAAAGAUGAUUUCUCUCUCAUUGUCCUAUAAUAACAUGAAAACACACACACACACAAAAAAAAAUCUUCGAUGAUACUGUAUUAACCAUUGGCGCAUAAGUGAACGGUGAUGCUAAGAAUCUCGUGAGUUACUAUCAAAAGGCACGUUUUAUUUAGAGAGACAGGAAGAAGGUGGGGAUGGAAAAUUUAAAAAAAAAAAAAACAAAAAAAACUUUUUUUCCCAUAAUGCCAUAGGGGUAGCGUGCGUGCGUGUGUGAGUGUGUGUGAGUGUGUAUGGGGGACUGACAGUCUCUGGUGAAGUCCACCACUGCAGGACACUGUAAAGCUUGUCUUCCUCAAAUACUAUUUUAACCUGAAUAUGUACAAAAGAGAGAAAAAGUUAUUUAGAAGAUAAAAAAAAGCAUCUAUCAACCAUGUCUGUUUCAGUGUAGAUCUACGGCCGUAUCAAGUAGCUCAAUAAUCCAAUCUUUCAAAAGGAUGCUGUCUUGUCUGUCUCUUCGUGUCGUCUCCCUCCUGAAGUGUGCGCUCUGUUGACACGUUUCAUUUUUUUGUUCAUACUGUUGAGUGGCAGGCGGACGAGACACGGAGGGUAGCUGCCUGUCACGCAGCAGCCGCUGUAGCUCUCUACCAAACGUUCACCGUCGACGAUAAGUGCUGAUUUGCUAAUACUCGUCAUGCUACUCGACCACGGCCAGACGUGUAGAUAGACCUGACUUUCUGUCCGUUUUUGAUUUGACUCUCUCCCCUUUUUUCUCCAUCACGUCACCUCUUCCGUUUGGUGCACGUACGCUUCUUUUCUUUAUAUGGUGAGGGUCACAAGUCUGCCACGAAACUGCAUUAUCUGUCGCAAGUUUUAUUACAAGCAAUAAGUGUAGCAUCUAUUUCAAGGCCCCCUCCCCCUCCCCAGUCCUAACACCACCAAACACUUUUCGAUGUCCAUCUGUCCUUUUUCGGGCCCUCAUUGGACGAUGUUACUGUGUGUCAACUUUGGUCGCAGAUGUUCUGUGAAACUGAAGGCGGACGUGAAAGAAUAUCAGCAACACUGUAAGACAUGAUUUCAUGGCACACCAUUUCUGAAUCACAAUACUCUCCUUUUUUUAUUUUUGAUUUCUAUAAAAUCCAAGGAUACUGUGUCUUUAGCCACAUUGGAGCUGAAGUGAUUUUUUUAUCCUUUAUUAUGAUUAUUUACUGCAUUUAUAAAGUGAGACUGUUGAAAAGUGCACAAGAUAACCCAAAUGUGUAAGCGUUGGUGUCCAAAAGAGGACGUGAAUGUGCCAUUUACUAUUUCUAGUGCUUACUGAUGACGUGUUUGUUUCAUCUUUUCUUUUCUUUGCCUUUUUCUCCUGCCAAUGUCAAAUCCUUAGAAAUGAGAAACUGUAUUUUCCCUGAGAUUUUACAUUGAUAACAGGACUGUCACUUUAUUCUGAAAAAACACUUUUGUUUCAGCAUUUCUUUCAGUUAGGUGCUGAGUUGGUUUCACUAAAAGUACAAUCAACCUGAGAGGGAAAUGUAGGGAGCUGAGAGACUGAUGUCAUUGGCUAUUGCACCAAGAUCACAUGUGAAGGUAACAGAUAAAAAAAAAAACAUGUUACAAUUCUGUACUCUGAGAUCCUAAGGAGGGACAGCUUCAUGAAUACAGCCACCCACUGUGGGGUUUGCAGGACAAGCUUGAAAACAACCUUUCUGACUUUCCAAAGGAAUACAAGGUGAUAGAAUACAGCGUGAAUUUUAUGGUAUAUUGAUGGAGAACAGUGUGGGCUAGUGUGCAUACUGUCACCACUGUUCACCCUUAAUGUCGCAGCUCUGGCUCACUUACAACAGUAAAAGUGUUUCCAACUUAAAGGGGCACUCCAGUGACUUAAUAAUAAUUUAAACUUUGCAGUAGAAGAAAGAAUGGACAAAUUAAUCAACAAAAGCCAAAAUAUCCUGACUUUAUGUCCUACAAUUCCCCUAAUUCAACCCAAUUGCAUUUUUAUUAGAUUAUUCCCUUCUGGUAAAUGUAGGCACCAACACAAUCGCCAGAAUAAAUGUUUGCAUUGUGUGUGUCUGCAAACCACAUGUAACAUUUGCAUGUUUCACAUGUAACAGAUUUGUUGAAACUUUAAGUUUCUCUACCUUUCAGUCUUCAAUUUUAUGUUCUGAUGAUAUGGUUAACAUGGUUAGGAGAGAAAGAAAGGAAAAGAUCAUGUUUUGUCUUGAAAUAUCUCAUUUUGUCAAUCCCGAAAUUGCGGGAAAUGUUCUGACGUCUUGUUUGUGGAUUUGUUGCCACAAACAUGGCUGCAAAUGUCCCAAGGUGUAGCUAAAAAUACCCUGUUUUGUCACCAUAAACACAGCUGGAAAUGUCCUGAUGUAUUGUUAAAAUACCAAGUGUUGUUGCCACAAACAUGACUGGGAAAGUUGCGAUAUCUCGUUAAAGAAUACCUUGUUUUGUUACCACGCGCAUGACUGGAAACGUCCUGAUGUCUCGUUAAAAUGCCCGGUUUUGUCUCCAUAAAUUAUGCAGAUAUGUCCAAGCGUCUUGUUAAAAAUACCUGGUUUUGUUGCCACAAACAGGGUUGGAAAUGUCCUGACAUUUUGUUAAAAUCAGCUCAGUAUUGUUGCCACAUAUACAUCUGGAAAUGUCCCAAUGUGUAGUUAAAAAUACCCGCUUUUGUCAGCACAUACACGCGCGGAAAUGUCCCGACGUCUCGCUAAAAGGUUUGUUGCUACAAACAUGGCUGGAAAUGUCCUGACUCAACUCAUGUAUGUAAUUGGAACUAAUGUACAAUGAAAACAUUUUAUUCUGGCAACUAUUCAAACUCUGCACAGUUUGUAAUACUAGAUUUCUGUUUUUUUAAAAAAAGUCACGAACCCUAUGUUGAGAUAACCCUGAUGAUAUCACUAUGACGUCAUCUGUAAAGCGGAGAAUGCAAUGUACAACUGUUUUCACAGUCUGAAUUGUUCCUCUCCUGACCAAACUAAUUAUCGGGUGUAAAAUCGUCGGAGUGCCCUUUUAAGGUAUGAUGAUGAGAAGCAGAUUGGGAUCUAUCGUGUAUUGCUUGUCAUGCACUUUUGCUUGUACAAAAGGUUUGUUAAUCGGUGGCUAUCUGUGGCUGAUGGCUCUCAUACAACACGACUCUAUGUUCAAGGGCUUGGAUGUUUGAAGAUGAGAAGUCACAGAUUUGAGAUACAGAUUGGGUCAAAUUUGUUUGAAAAAAAAAACUAUGCGGAGAAGAAAAAUGGAUUUAAUUAUGAUCAGGUCAGUUUCAUGAUCUCUCUGUUGAGUCGUUUCAUCUUCUCAUCCACUUUUUUUUAAAAAUGGAAACACCCAGCCAAGAGGCUCCCUGUACUGAGUGUUUACACAGCAUCGAUUGCACUUUAAGACAAAAACCCGCAGAGCAAUCCAACAUACUCUGACAACAGAGCCUCUGUCACCAACAGCCUGGCUUUCUCACCAAAGGAUUCAACUCGGCAGUCUCUUGCUAAACAUAAUCACUCUCUACAAAGUCGCCUUUCUUAUUUUUGUAUCAUUUUGUCGAGAGAUCUAACAAAAAAAAGUAAGAUGUCUAUGUUCAGUCCUUUGGAUGGGAUGGAAGGUAAAAUGUUUGGUUCAAGAAAAGUUUAUCUCUGUGUGAAGCUAUGUGGUUUGUGCCUUGUUCCGAAGUUGCAUUUAAUAUGUCAAAGAUAUAAAGAUGACUAGUAAUAAUCUCUAGAGACUGUCAUUAUGAUCACAUGCAGUUGUUAUGUAGUUUGGCUUUCUUUUUUUCCUAUCCUGGUCAUGUUUGAAGGGAGAGUUUGAUGACCUUGGUACCGUUCCCCACCAAGAAAACAUCUUUGCACCAAGAUCUUCUUUGUUGUUUUUUUUUUUUUUACAUACAUGUUUAUUUCCAUACAGUUGUGAGGUUGCUUUUCUAACAGCUCAGAAGUACAAUCAAGCCUUUGAGGCCUGGAAGAGUUUAAAGAUGAUCUUUGCUCCGAUGAUGAUUUUUUUUUCUAAACAUAAAGUCCAGAUGAGUCUGACUGCAGUGUUCUGUGAUGCCGUUUAAAUGUCACAGAGACAGUGUGUGUGUGUGUGUGUGUGUUCAGCAGCUUCGCUUCCUUUACACACUUGGAAAUGUGUUUUGUCCUCUGCAGUGAGGUCUGCUCCGUGUUGAUGUCAGAUUGCUGAUGGAAUCAUUUCUCUUUGUCCGUAAACCCAGUUUUCUGCCGAGGGAACCGAGAGAGUUGUGAAUUUGCGGGGAUGAAUUUGGCUGAAGCAAGUUUGAAUGGAUGGGUUUCCAGACUUAUUCUUUUAUCAUCUGCAUUGUACCAUACUGUUCUCAUGUUAAUUAGUCUUUUCUUACAUGCUAACAUAUUGUUUUGUUUGAGCAAAUUAAAUAAAAAUUGCAAUACGAGA